This is a messenger RNA of Microdochium trichocladiopsis, 1355 nucleotides long. RefSeq lists its product as uncharacterized. The transcript has a single exon. The record is from RefSeq and is a predicted model, not a curated record. The coding region runs from base 427 to 948 and encodes 173 amino acids. NCBI's taxonomy places the organism in Eukaryota, Fungi, Ascomycota, Sordariomycetes, Xylariales, Microdochiaceae.
CAAAAACACCAAGCACCGCCCUGCCAAGCAGUCAAGACAUGUCAACUGCUUGGCGUCACUAGCAAAGGACAAUGAUUGCUGCCAUCCUACCCGCUGAGCCCCUCUUCUCUCAAGGCCCCCCCUAACACGCAAUUGGGAACUUCUGAUCAGCGAUGCUGCGGGUCAGUCCGGGUGUGCUACACGCAAGCGUUUAUACUUCGUGUCGUGGUAGAGGCACUCGGACAUUGUCCGAAGAACCAAAGAACCAAAGAGGCGAUGUCAAGCGCCUGCUGCGGACUCGAGAGAUCGAUCGGGCCUCGGCAACCAUCCGUCGAUUAACAAGGUCUAGCACUAAGCUCAGAAGUGUCUCCGGGCACGUUGAUCACCUCAGAAAGGCGGCCGCGGCCUAGUGAUCGAUCAGCACGACAUCGCUGCCGAGAAAUAGAGAUGGGGAGCCUCGACACCCAUGGAAACAAGUGUCAGACUCGACAACCGUGCGUACAUGGUGCCAACGACAGUAUCACCGUCUCCGCCUCCGCCCCCCCGCCUGACGCUCUGACAGGAGCCACCGCCCCGUCCGGACGACCCGGUAAUAAUUCCUGGGGUUCUCACUCCACCACCGCGGCUCCUGGUUUCCACGGUACUCUACCAUGUUCUCGAAACUACGGAAGUCCCUGCCUCUAUCCACAACACCGCUAUUGCGAUGGUCAUGGCAGUGCUCGAGAUGAGAUGCGUUGUGCUCCACGCGGUCCGCAGGUCUCCCUUUUCCCGCGGGAGGACACAUUCCACCUCCACGGGUCGGCGAGAUGUGCUAAAUCACAACUUGUGCGGCAUGCGGUGACCUCGCUGCUGCUUGUGGGUCCUCCAACUGCUUCGCCACGACACGCCAGUCCGUUUCACGAUAUCAAUCGAGAGAGAUCUUCCACUGACACCACCUACAACCAAAAUGAAUCCCCUACCGCGGAGUAAUCAUUGAUCACGUGCGUUGUGUUCUCCUCUGCUGUGACGUGCACUUUUUGCAGAUCCGGCCUAGCCCAGCCGUCCUUGAGACUAUUUUCAUGGCUCCGGAAACGCGCCACCCUUAUCUGGGACGUCGUGACUGACGGGUGGCGGAUAAUGAGUUUCUUGUCAUCGCCAAGCGCCGGGAAAAGAUAACCUUGCAAGCUAAGGGGGACGGCACACAUUGCUAGCGUGUCUCAACUCGAGCAAAGGCAACAAACAAAAAAGCCCGACUGGGCACGCCGCUUGGGCUGUUGACGAUCUCCAUGAGCUUUUAGCUUCUCAACAAGGACUUGCACUCCAUGGCCAGCCAAUAUUGCACGUGGGAGGCAGCCGCACGCACGCACGCACGUAUGCUCUGCGAGGUUAUCAUCAGG